AUGAUGGAAUUCAGACAACGAGCAAUGCAGGAUGAAAAGGUUGCGAAGGACAUGACUCCAACAAGAACUUUCCUUGCUACCCUUGUUGUCUCUCUUUCGUUCCUUGGCAUUCCUCACGGAGCGACUGACCACCUCGUCGGGGACAAGAUAUUCAAAGACGCCUUCCCGAAGACCUGGCUGCUCGUGUUUGUUGUGGUUUAUCUUGUGAUGAUGGGGAUGGUCAUAGCAAGCUGGAUGAUGGCGCCGAUCUUCAGCCUUGCUGUCUUUCUCGUGCUGUCUGUCGUACAUUGGGGGUUGGGGGAUACAGAAUGUGACAUCGUUCCUUCGGUGUUGCAGCCUGUGGAGGUUGUGGUAAGGGGGUCGAUCCCGAUCUUGCUCCCGAGUGUGUUGCAUCAAGAUGCUGUCUCGCAGAUUUUCUCCUUCCUGGUGGGGAUGCACGGGGAUACACGUAGUGUUAAAGUGAUCGUGAACGGAAUGGCUUCGAGCAUGCCUCUCUUCCUGUUUGGCUGGAUCGCUUGCUUUGCCUAUCAUGCCUUUCAGGCUGUGAGGCAUAUGAAUGCUGCGGGAUGUCAGGACUUGAGGAUUGGAAGCAAGGAAAUAAGACAUUUUAUUUCGGCGGUGGAGCUAGUUUCACUGACAGCCAUGUGCUCGCUUUGCGCGCCCUUGGUGUCCUUCAUGAUCUACUUCUGUGUGUGGCAUUCGUGUCGGCACAUUCUGUGUGUAGCAGCAUCAACGUUCGACAGCAGCAGGUGCCUGCGCGCUCUAAUGAAGUUCAGUCAGCAUGCUCUGCCAUUUACCAUAGCAACGCUUCUCAUGGCAGGCGUGUGGUACUUGAGACUGGAGCAGACCGAGUGGGACAAGGGUGAACAGGAUGGCAAUGGGGUGGAGCUGAGCAGCACGUUGAGAAAGUUCGAUGCUCUUUCCCAGGUGAUUUUCGUCGGCCUCAGCGCUGUCACUGUGCCGCACAUGAUUGUUACAGAGCUAUCCAUGCACCCACAAGCUUGUCUUGACAUGAUUUAA
Messenger RNA from Guillardia theta CCMP2712, 1020 nucleotides. RefSeq lists its product as hypothetical. The record is from RefSeq and is a predicted model, not a curated record. Gene Ontology annotation, molecular function: oxidoreductase activity, acting on single donors with incorporation of molecular oxygen, incorporation of two atoms of oxygen. Bases 1 to 1020 code for a protein of 339 amino acids. The transcript is spliced from 10 exons. Lineage: Eukaryota; Cryptophyceae; Pyrenomonadales; Geminigeraceae.